UUCCCAAUUUAUACUUAUCAUAAAUGAAAAAGAUAUUUUAGGUUAUAUGUAGUUCCCAAAACACUCUCUCUCUCUCUCUCUGGAACAUUGGGAUGGCUAAGCGCAAAUGCUGUUCUUUCUUCAAGCUCUUGCUAGACCCAACUGCCCCUCAUCUGCCACUACCUCCUGAUUUUGUAACCAACCACUUGGAGAACACAACCCCAAAAGACCCAAUCAUCCGAUCUGCAAACGGAGAGUACACAUGGCGAGUAAAGAUGAAAAAGAUCGGCGAAAGUUUGUGUUUUUCCAACGGAUGGGAGUCAGUUGUUCAAGAUAUUCAAUUGGGGUUUGGGGAUUUUCUUGUUUUUCGACUUGUUAAUAAAUCGAUGUUUAAGAUGAUUGUUUUUGGUCCUAAUGGGUGUGAAAAAGAUUUCCCACCUAAAAUCAAGAUUCAUGAUGAUGAUCAUGAAGAUGUUGAUGAUGAUGUUAAGGUUGAGUAUGAUGAUGAUGUUAAGGAUGAAGAAGAAGAUGAGUUUGAAGAUGAAGAUGAAGAAGAUGGUGAAGAAGGUUAUGAAGAAGUGAAUGAAGAAGAAGAUGAUGAAGAUGAUGGUGAAGAUGAUGGUGAUGGUGAUGGUGAUGGUGGUAUUGAUGGGAAUGAUGGGGAUCCUUUCUUUAUGGUGAAUAUCUCAAAGACUCAUAACAAUAUGAUGCGGCUGCCAGCGGAUUUUGCUGAUAUGGCCGGAAUAGAGGGUGACGGAACCCUAACGGCGGCGAAUCUUGACGGCAAAGAGUGGCAAUUGGGGGUGCGCGUUGGUAAAGAUGGUUGGUACUAUCUUUCGGCCGGAUGGAUUGAAUUCCGGCGAAGUAAUGAUUUAUGUGAAGGUGAUGAAUGUGUGUUUAAAUUCAUCACAAGUGAAGAUAAGUUAUUGUUGGCAAGAGUUAGUAAGAACAAACGACCGGCGAAGCAUUUUUCGGGCAAAAAACUGGCGAAUGGGGUUGGGAAGAGGAAGAGGAAGAGAAAGUUGCCGGUGAGAAGUUCCGGCAAAGUUCCGGCGAGCAAAGUGGAAACGAGGGCGGCGCGUGGUGGUGGCAAGUUAGCUAGGCGAAAAUAAUGUGUUACUUGUUUUUUUAAGUUUUAAUGAUGAUAGAUAUUUGGGCUAAGUAUAGGCAAUUAAGGCGAUUAUAUAUGUUUGUUUAGCAUGAGAUUAUUAGGUUUUUGGUUAGUGUGAAAUAGUUUUGACUUGUUAAUGAUCAAAAACAAUAUGAUUAUCCAAACUUAAUUGACUGAUUA
Messenger RNA from Helianthus annuus (common sunflower), 1270 nucleotides. Its product is annotated as B3 domain-containing protein REM9. Gene Ontology annotation, molecular function: DNA binding. The record is from RefSeq and is a predicted model, not a curated record. Lineage: Eukaryota; Viridiplantae; Streptophyta; Magnoliopsida; Asterales; Asteraceae. The coding region runs from base 93 to 1091 and encodes 332 amino acids. The transcript is spliced from 3 exons.